Tachysurus vachellii is the source of this 4371-nucleotide messenger RNA. RefSeq names its product frizzled class receptor 4 (gene fzd4). NCBI's taxonomy places the organism in Eukaryota, Metazoa, Chordata, Actinopteri, Siluriformes, Bagridae. Gene Ontology annotation, biological process: retina vasculature morphogenesis in camera-type eye; canonical Wnt signaling pathway; non-canonical Wnt signaling pathway. The record is from RefSeq and is a predicted model, not a curated record. The coding region runs from base 214 to 1863 and encodes 549 amino acids. Gene Ontology annotation, cellular component: plasma membrane. Gene Ontology annotation, molecular function: Wnt receptor activity; Wnt-protein binding. The transcript has 2 exons.
GCUCGAGUCCAGUUCAGCUCGCGACCCUGCGGUUACGGUGCCACGUGCACAGACGAAACGACAACUCGGGAUGUUAUUGUGAAUCACAAGGCACAAGGCACAAGGCACAUUCACUCAUAUUCAGGAUAAUUAUCAUCGUUGCUGUUAUUCAUUACUUUCUUGUCUUGGAGUCUUUUGUUCCCCCGUUGGAUAACAGCGCGCGCGCGCGGCACUAUGUCUGGGAGCUCGCGCUCGGGUUUGGAGCUGCGCGCUGUGCUGCUGCUGCUGCUGCUGAGCGGCGGUACAGAAGUAGCGCGCGCGUUCGGUACAGGCGGCGCGGAGGAGGAGGAGUCGGACUCCGCGUGCGAACCGAUCCGCAUGUCCAUGUGCCGUGACCUGGGCUACAACGUCACGCGCAUGCCGAACCUGGUUGGCAACGUACUGCAGGCAGACGCCGAGUUACAGCUGUCCACUUUCACCCCACUGAUCCAGUACGGCUGCGCAAAACAGCUGCGGUUCUUCCUGUGUUCAGUCUACGCACCGAUGUGUACGGAGAAGGUUCCGGAGCUGAUUGGUCCAUGUGGCAGCAUGUGUCUGUCCGUGCAGAGGAAAUGUUUGCCUGUGCUGCAGGAGUUUGGUUUCUCGUGGCCUGACCUGCUGAACUGCAGCUUGUUCCCACCCACGAAUGAUCACGCCCACAUGUGCAUGGAGGGUCCGGGUGAGGAGGACGAGGACGACGUCCGGUUUCCAUCUGUGCGCACGCUGCGGCCGCGCCACGGGUUUGACGCUGAGUGCAUCCCUCUUGACCAUGACCCUGGUGAUGACCCCGCUCCCCCAGACCGCUAUGUGUGGUCAAAGCGCAGCAGUUCCUGUGUGCUGCAGUGUGGCUACGACUCCGGAUUAUACAGCCGGUCUGCCAAGACAUUUGCAGAUGCCUGGAUGGCACUGUGGGCGGGGCUUUGCUUCGUCUCCACCUCCUUCACGGUGUUGACAUUCCUGCUGGACUCAGGACGGUUCUCCUACCCAGAGCGUCCCAUUGCUUUUCUGAGCAUGUGCUACAACGCGUACAGUGCCGCCUUUCUGGUGUUGCUAGCAGCUGGACGUGAGCGUGUGUCAUGUGAUGCUGAUGAGGCUGCUGUCCCUGUCCUAGCAAGGGAUGGUUUGAAAAACUCGGGCUGUGCUGUGGUCUUCUUGUUAGCUUACUUUUUUGGUAUGGCAAGCUCUGUAUGGUGGGUGAUCCUCACACUAACUUGGUUCCUAGCAGCAGGACUUAAGUGGGGACACGAGGCCAUCGAGAUGCACAGCUCCUACUUCCACGUGGCGGCGUGGGCCAUCCCGGCCAUUAAAACCAUAGUGGUGCUUGUCAUGCGCCUGGUUGAUGCAGAUGACCUCACCGGCCUUUGCUACGUCGGCAACCAGAACCUGGAGGCACUCACCGGUUUCGUAGUGGCACCUCUGUUUACUUAUCUGGCAGUGGGGACGCUGUUUAUUGCCGCCGGACUUGUCUCGCUGUUUAAGAUACGGUCCAACUUGCAGAAGGAUGGCGCCAAGACUGACAAACUGGAGCGCCUUAUGGUGAAGAUAGGUGUCUUUUCCGUACUCUACACUGUCCCAGCAUCCUGUGUUGUGGCGUGCUAUUUCUACCGCAUCUCAAAUUGGUCUGACUUUCAGCAAGCACCGAGUGACUCGUACGCCGCUGCUGAGAUGCUCAGGAUCUUCAUGUCCUUGCUGGUGGGAGUAACCUGUGGCAUGUGGGUGUGGUCUGCCAAGACACUGCAGACCUGGAAACGUCGCUGGAUACGCCUACUCUGCCCACAGAGCAACACACAACGGACUCCCACCAACAAAAACAGCAACGGUAAAGGGAAUGAGACUGUAGUGUGAGGCCGUGAGACACGACGUGACAUGGACAGAGCGACAUCUAGUGGACACUUGCUGUCAAUGUGCCUCUUACUGCAUCGCUGUUCUCUCUGGACAAGUUUUUUAUUCUUACACUGGACAAUAUGGCGCAGUAGAAAAAGUGCAGGAAGAUGCAAUAGGAAGUUGUAUCCUGACAGGAAACCAAGAGGUGGCAGGAAGUAGCAGUGCUGCUUCCCCGGUUCGCAGUCACCGGACAACGAUCUGAACUGAAGUGCCUUGUCUUCUCAGACCUCCUGCCACUCCUCACAUUGUGGUAGGUUUUAUCUACAAUGCAGCAAAGACACCUGGGAAAUAGAGCGGAGUUUUUCCUCUCCUCAGUAAACAGCAACAUUUACCUCGCAUCAAGACCACAGCCAUCAAUCUCCUGCAAUUGGAUUCUAAAAGCCUGGUUUAGCAUUCGACUCGCUGUAUGUAAAAUGGAGUCCUACUCACCAGCUCCUCAGCCAUUAGCACCAUGUAGCACUGAUCUGUGAACCAGACGUUCAGAAGUGGUUCGGUUUCGUUACAGCUCACUCUAAUGUGGAUGUAUCCUCAACCCUGCACUAUGUUCACUAUAUAGUUCACAUACACCAGCAACACUAUCAUUUGCAUGCAGUGCAUUAUGGGACAUUGUGUCCUCCAUUAUUCUCUCCUACAUUAUAUCCCCUUUUGUUGUUUCCUGUGAAACAAAUAACCAGAAUCCACAUUUUAAAUCUGGAUGGGUUAUUACUGAAUAUUUUUAAGUACCUGAUUUUAAGGCUAUUUAUUUACUGAUGAGUUUAACCUUGUGUAGGGAAAACUUCAGAAAACUGUCCCAUAGAAACUAAAAUGCAAAAUGCGUCAUGAAAAAAAACUAACGUGUGUUUUGAUAGGACAAAAAAACAACAACAGCGAAUUCGGAAGAUCCUCGAAAAAUCCUCAAUUAGGACUUUUUAUGCCUUGGUAUGAAAAGCAUCAUAAAUGAAAAAUUGCUACUGUGCUAAAAUAUUCCCCAAAGGUUUCAGUGAGACCCAGGAGACUCCGUCAGUUAGGAAACUUUAACACUAAUGCAGUAUUGGGUUUUUUUUUCUCUUGAUAAUCACUGUUUUUGUUACAGGAAAUGAAAGUGCGUUUGUGGGCACGAAGAACUGACGCUAAUCGAAUAUUUAAUGGUCUGUCAGCAUGCUCAUGUACUUCAGCUCUUACUCUAUGUGGUUCCUCAUUUCAUGUGGCUAGGUUUAUUUUGAAUGCUUCUCAGAGGAAACGGACGGUUUUCACAAUGUCAGAUUUUUGUGCCACAGGAAGAAGCUUUCACAGUCUACUUUAAAGAAGGAGAAAAAAAUGCAGAGAUUAAAAGCCAAGUAGAAUCAAACUAAACAAAUGAAAACUGCAGAGGUAUCAGAGAUACAGGCUGAAGUAUUGGCACAAGUGGAGAAUUAACUAGAAGCUAAUCUAACAGACUCUAACGCUUACCUCAAGUGUGUCUGGCUCUGCUAGCAUGUAGGUCUGAAGAGAACUUGACUGUUGACACUAAACAAAAAAAAGUCAUCGUUCUCAAUCUGAUUUUCCUACAAAUGCAGUUAGCUAACUUCAGAAAAAGGACACUUUGUUCUGUGACAAAGCAUUUACUUUUUUCGAGACACAAAGUUUAGAGUUAGCAUCAUAUCCAAAAUUGAGGUAAAAUAAAUUUUAGCGUACAUCUUGGAUGCACUACGCAAUCAUGGCUGCUUAAUGAUCCCGCAACACAAACAGUGCUAACUAGAGUUUGUUCGAGAGCUAAAUUAAAAUGACAACAUCUGCGUUUGCUAGCUAGCAUAACUAGCGAAGGAAACAAUGCUUAACUUUCUCAUUAAACAUUAAAAGUAUCUUCCGACAGGUUUCAGGGAUUGGGUUGUUGGUUGUUUUUUUUUUUUGACUAUCCUGACCACAUUAUGCUGUUCCGUUAUUAAUUAGGAUUAAAAAGCAAAUCUCAGCGAGACUGGAGACUGGUGUUCUAGACUAGAACAUUUCAGGCUUAGCCUUCCAAUCCAGGUUAAAGCACUGUUCUCCAGUGUGCUUCUAGAACAUGUGACUAGAAAAUGACAACACUCCCUAAAUAAUGCACUAUGUAGUGAAAAGAUGUGGACUUUCUAGAACUUUCCUGGUCUUAAACAUUUAGGGUGAACUUAUGACAGACUGGUGAAGUCAUGAUAGAACAAAUGUCCUCCUGGGCAAGCGUCUCACACACACACACACACACACACACAAUGUAAAAUGCAAGACAAUCGCUGAAGUGAAUGUAUGAAUGUUUGUCAUGUUGCAAACUUUUACUAAAGUGCCUCAGACACACACACACAUUUGUUUAGAAGGCUGUCGAGUACUUCUAGAUUAUUGUGUGUUGGGUAUUUUUGUAGCUUUUAAUUUUGUUGUAAUAUUGUAAAAUGCUAAUUUAUCUUUGUAAAAACAUCAGCAAAAUAUAAAACAGGUUUGUUAUUUAAAUGAUUUUGUAUGGAAUUAAACUCUGGUUUUCUGACA